AUGGGUGUUUUGGCUCUUUCAUUGUCAGGUUUCGGACGUGGUGCAUAUUUAUAUGAUAUUGGACGUACAAUUGAACUUUUAAUUGCUCUUCUAAUUGUUAUUUAUUAUGGAUUUGGAUUUUUCUCUGCUCAUCGAUGUUCAGUGAAAUAUUUACGAAUAUUUGUUCUUGUUGGAAUUUUUAUUAUUUGUGUAAUUGGUAUUGGAAUAUUGAUUUAUUUCAUAUUUUUCUUUAUUUCAACAACAAAUGUUGACAAUACAAAGAAAAGAUAUUCAACAUUAACUGUUGCAAUAACUCUAUUGAUCUACAUUCCAUGUUUUCUCUUAACUAUAAUUGUUGUUAUAUUCGCAUAUUUCUUGGCUCGAACAAUCGAUAUGGAUAAACAUUCGAAUAUGCAAACUAUUUAA
This is a messenger RNA of Adineta ricciae, 405 nucleotides long. The record is from the annotation of a GenBank genome assembly. NCBI's taxonomy places the organism in Eukaryota, Metazoa, Rotifera, Eurotatoria, Adinetida, Adinetidae.